Ostreococcus tauri is the source of this 1176-nucleotide messenger RNA. Its product is annotated as unnamed product. The transcript has a single exon. NCBI's taxonomy places the organism in Eukaryota, Viridiplantae, Chlorophyta, Mamiellophyceae, Mamiellales, Bathycoccaceae. The record is from RefSeq and is a predicted model, not a curated record. The coding region runs from base 1 to 1176 and encodes 391 amino acids.
AUGGUGGCGUCGUCGUCGUCGUCGCCCGCGAGCGCGCUCGCGGGCGGCGAUCGAUCGUCCGCGCGGCGAUGUUCGCGACGGUGCGCGCGAGCGUCCACGACACCGCGCGGGGCGUACGCGAGCGGCGCCGCGAGCGAGGAUGGGAACGAGGCGCGACGGGACGAAGGCUGCGAGGACGGGCGAGCGAGCUCGACGAGGCGCGGUUCGCGACGUGCGAACGCGAUCGGGUCGUCGCUCGAGCGGCAGAUCGCGGUGACGACGCAGUUGCGAGAGGAGUUCGAGAGCGAUCCGUUCUUGUCGCGGUCGUCGCUGCGCACCGCGCUCGCGCCGAACGUGGAGUACAACAACGACGUGCACGCGGUGAGGGGGUCGGCGGAGUACGGAACUUUGAUGGGACACUUCGGAGACGCCACGUCGUCGGCGCUGAAGCGGUUCAAGUUUAUCACGCGUAGGGCGUCGUCGAUAGAGCCCGGGGUUUUGCUCAUACAGUGGACCGCGGAAUGGGAUGGGGUGACGUUUGGGAAAAAAUUGAGCAACCUCUUGCUCUCGUCCAUGCACGAGGGCGCGGUGCAGAAGCUGGUCGAGGGAGCGUCCGAGUCAGCGGCCGCGAACGAGAGCGAGCGACGACGGGACAUGAAGUGUCGACUGUUCGGACGGACGACGUACAAGGUGAAUCCGGACGGGAUGAUCGUCAGUCGUCUCGAUAGGGUGGACUUUCGCACCGACCCGGAGCCGGGGAGUCAGUCCGAGGACAUGCCGGUUUUCGUGACCCCGGCGGAGGAGGAGCAGGAGCUCGAGCGCCUUGCCGAGGAGACAGCGGUAAACAUGUUUUACAACACCUUGUGUCCACCCGAAAAGAACGAAACUUCGUGGUUCUUGGACGUGCUCAUCGAGUUGGAGUGGCAGAGCUUUCAGCGACAAAUGGGCGACACGACGUCCGUCAUAUCCAGGGAAGAGUACGUCAACGUCGUUUACGCCGUGAUUGCGAGCGCCAUCGCGGCUCCGAUUUUUUUCUUCGUAGGCUUGACGUUGCUGGUGUUUUCUCCCGACCAAGGCACGGACCCAAAUUCGUUGGACGCGGCUUUCACCGCGGCGCCGCUCACGGGAGCGAAUGGUUCGCCGCUGUGGGGCGCGGACGUUUUCCUCGAUCUGUACAACAGCAAGAUCGGGGUGUAG